AUGGUUCUUGAGAAAGAGCUGGAAGGGGGUGUGCCCAUGCAUGUCGAAGAGUUGUCCACUGGUCACGACAAGAACGAGGCAGCACACAAUGCCGCGGCCGGUGAGCACACUCAGACGGUCUGGCAAGCUCUGAAGAGCGAGCCAAAGGCUGUCGUCUGGUCGAUUGCAGUCUCGACUGCCAUUAUCAUGGAGGGAUACGAUAUCGUCCUGGUUACGUCUCUGUUCGCACAGCCUGCUUUUGCAGAGCGAUACGGUUCCUAUCUCCCGUCGCAGAACACUUGGCAGAUUCCCGCUCCAUGGCAGUCCGCUCUGGGGAUCGCUCCAACCUUAGGGGCCUUGCUCGGUGCAUUCCUCAAUGGAUGGUUGACGCAUAUGUUUGGGUACCGCAAGGUGUUGCUGGCGUCGUUGAUCGCGAUUACUGCUUUCAUCUUUCUGCUUUUCUUCGCAACAUCUCUGGGCAUGAUCUUGGCCGGGCUCAUCCUCUGUGGCAUUCCUUGGGGUGUGUUCGCGACCAUGGCGCCUGCCUACGCUUCGGAAGUCUGCUCCUUGACUCUUCGAGGUUACUUGACAGUCUAUGUCAACCUUUGCUGGGCAUUUGGUCAACUAAUCGCUGCUGGUGUGCUGGAAGGUUUCGCGACCAAUACUUCAGAAUGGGCCUACCGUAUUCCGUUCGCAAUCCAGUGGAUCUUUCCACUUCCACUGUUCGCCGUCAUUUGGUUCUGCCCGGAAAGCCCAUGGUGGCUCGUCAGUAAAGGGAAGAUCGAAGAAGCAGCGCAUUCCGUACGCCGUCUUACCUCGAAGAACUCCACAGCGGCGCCACAAGAUACCAUUGCGCUGAUCCAACACACCAACAUGAUCGAAGCCGAGACAGAAUCUGGGACGAGCUACUGGAGCUGCUUCAAAAGCGUCGAUUUGCGAAGGACAGAGAUUGUCUGCAUGGCCUUUGCGUCGCAGAUCUGGUGUGGAUCACCGCUUGGAGGAACGCCAGCGUAUUUCUUCGUUCAGGCAGGUCUCUCGUCCUCCAACGCUUUCAAGUUCAGUGUUGGCGGACUCGGCUUGGCAUCCAUUGGAACAAUCAUAUCUUGGUACCUGAUCAGCCGUAUUGGUCGAAGAACGCUGUAUGUCUGGGGUCUCGGACUCCUCACAGUCUGUCUUUUGAUUACUGGCAUCGUUGCCGCCGUAUCCCAUGGUAGCACAUCCAGUUACGUUCAGGCCGGCUUUGUCGUUGCCUGGCUGCUGAUAUAUUACCUCACGGUCGGUCCGGUCUGCUACGCCAUCAUCUCCGAGACGUCCGCAGUAAGGCUCCGAAACAAGUCAGUCUGCCCUUCGAGAAUGGCAUACUACAUCUCGCAAGUAGUCGGAAACGUCAUCGAGCCUUAUAUGAUCAAUCCCGGAAACGCAAACUGGCAGGGGAAAACGGCACUUUUCUGGGCAGGGACAUGCGCUCUGUGCUUCGUCUGGACAUUCAUUCGACUGCCAGAGACCAAGGAUAGGUCUUAUGAAGAACUGGAUCUUCUAUUCAACGCCAAAGUAGGAGCUCGCAAGUUUGCUUCGACAAGGGUUGAUCCAUAUGCGGCUGUGGGCGAGAGAGUGAAGCGGGAGUGA
Messenger RNA from Zasmidium cellare ATCC 36951, 1605 nucleotides. RefSeq lists its product as uncharacterized. Lineage: Eukaryota; Fungi; Ascomycota; Dothideomycetes; Mycosphaerellales; Mycosphaerellaceae. The transcript is spliced from 4 exons. Gene Ontology annotation, biological process: transmembrane transport; carbohydrate transport. Gene Ontology annotation, cellular component: membrane. Bases 1 to 1605 code for a protein of 534 amino acids. The record is from RefSeq and is a predicted model, not a curated record. Gene Ontology annotation, molecular function: carbohydrate:proton symporter activity.